Molecule: messenger RNA, 5007 nt
Organism: Pelagomonas calceolata
Lineage: Eukaryota; Pelagophyceae; Pelagomonadales; Pelagomonadaceae
Source: the annotation of a GenBank genome assembly
CAAGGGAGAGCUAGCGCAAAGCCUUUGAAGGCCUGCAGGGAGCCGUCGCGGGCGGGAGCACCGGCCCGGCAUGGCCCCGGACUUGCCAUCGGGCUGACCCAGCCCCAAACAACAGCGAAGGGCAGCCGCCGCCAGACCAAGGAAGCUGUGAGGGGCAGCCUGGGCGCCGCCGCCGCGCGCCGCGAGGAUGGACUGGGACUCCUGGGCCGCGGAUAUAGCAAGAGAGGACUCCGUGGUCUCGCGGGGUUCCCUCCGCAGUCGCUCGAGGUCGCCGUCGCCAUUACGGGACGCGUCGUCGCCGGUUGGGAGACUAAGGAGGGUGAAGCUGCCGCCGUCUCGCGAAAGACCUCUCAGCCCGACGAGGGAAGAACUAGUCCUACUCUCAACGCCACAUCGACAGCAGCAUCGGCGGCGACGGAGGACGCCGCCCGCCGGGAGGCUCGAACCUUUGUACGUAGCAGAUCCGAACGAGCCCCCGGAGCUAGCGGCCAUUCGGAGGGAUCGAGCCGUGAAGGGCGCCCCUGGUCUGUACGGCGCUCCAGCAGACCAAGAAAUAGUGCAGCCGCCGCGAAUCCCGUCGCCGACGCACGACGUCGAGAAUCAGGCAUCGACGGACAGUUUGUACCGCGGCCGGAAGAAGAAGAAGCGGCGGGGAGAUAGAUCAAGGAGUCCGUCCCGCGAUAGACUCGCUCAAUUCUCAAAGCCGAAGCAGACCGUCGACGCUGCUUUGGCGCUGAAGGACGCCUGGGCCGCUGGCGCAUCACGAGGGGCUUAUUUCGACCAGUUGACGUCGAUAGAACAUGUGAGGGACUCGCUACCUAUUAGCUUUCUGAUCGAGACGGGCCAGCACAAGGAAGUACUCAGACGACGUUUGUCCUAUGCUCUAUCAAUAUAUAGAAGAGAAAGGCUAUAUAAUUACCGGCUCAUCUGGGACCGCUGGUGUCAUGGCGUCAAGUUCUUGCGGAGCCAGGAGUUCGUGGCCAAAGUGAUCGUGAAGGCGCGGCAUGAUGCGAUCAAUCGGUGGUAUCGGGUGCUGGAGAUGUCGUGCGACUUAGCUUGCCAAAGACGUAUUAGAAUUUGGCAUAGACACAUGAUUUUGUUGAGAAGGGCCGAGCGACGGAGGCUACGGAACGCGGCUGCUAGAGUAUUGCAGAAGUUUGUUCGUCAGACGCUAGCGCGGUGGGCCGGUCGGAGAUUGCUCUUCAAGCUUAAAAGACGGCGAGAGCACGCCGAUGCUUGUGCCUUGCUGACUAUUGCUACAUUUCAAAGACAGCAGUUCCGAGCGGCGCGACUUGUCCGGUCAAGGACUCUAGCUGAUCGCUCAUAUACGAACGCGUGUGUGAUACAGCAUCGCGUGCGGCUACGAUUAGCUCGCAUCGAACUAGCGCGAAGAAUCAGACAAAAACAACUAGAUCGCGAGGCCGCCGCCGGCCUCACAUUGGGCAAGUUCAUGCACUUCCUCAAGGCGGACAAAUCGCGAAGCAAUAGGAUGUCGGCCAACCUAGUAAGGUGGCGCGAGAAAAAACUCAUGUCCAAGAAAGGUGCGUUGACCCACGAGGAAAUCGCCGAGCGCCAGUCGAAGAUUGAUGAAUUACAUGCCCAAAUUGCGGAGCGGCGCAGGAGAGCUCUGGAGCUGCGCGAGGCCAAAUCAAGGGAGCUCGACCGGAUGCGCCUCGUGCGGAAAGACGCGGCUAGAGCAGCAGCGGCCGGUGACGGGUUCGACGAAGCAGCAUUAGCUGGAGGGGAUCUAGCCGCGGCCGCCGAGCAGGCCGAGCUCGAGGAAUUGAGAAGGUUAGAAGCUAUGUUAGCUCACGAGGAAGAGAUGAGGCGUUUAAGAGCGGAGUACUCGCCCCCGCCGCCGCCUCCAUUAACAAAGCCGGUGUUUGUGGACCAUUCCGACACGUCCAUCACUAUCAAGGUAGACGGUGGUCAAGAUGUCAAGCUAGAGUACAACAAGGUCGGAAGUAUAACACAUACAAUUGACGCGACUAUUCUACCCUUCUUCGGCGGAACAACUACCAUUGUGGGAUUGGAGCCGGCUUCCCAAUACAUAUUUCGGUUAACGAGGAAUGAGGAGCGCGGCCCCGUCCUCACGGCGGCGACGCACCAGGCUCCGGAAAUUUGCGCCGUCAUGCUCCAGAAGCGCGUGCGGACCUGGAACAUGCGCCAGAUUCUCGUGCUCAAAAGGAAAGCUAGAGAAGCUUACCUAGCUCUAUUCUACGACAAGUGCGAGCUACUUGCUGAAAUGAUCGCGGCUGCGGUUCUUAUCAAGACGUACCGUAAAGUGCUCCUGUAUCGAGACUGGAAAUGGGCCGAGUCGGCCUCGGCGGACGCCGUCGCUCUCCUAGCGAAGAACUACCUGUUUAUGCUGCUGAGCGACGAGCACAAGGCCAAGUCGGUAACGAGGGAUGCUGCAGCGAGGUACGAGCAGCGCAUCUGGCGCGACCGCAUGCGUCGUAGAUUAGAUUGGCACAAUAGAACAGCAUUGAAGAUUCAAGUGGCACUGUACAUGUGGCUUUCGCGUUUACGAGUCCAGUACGUUAGAGACGAGCACGACGCGUUUGUCCGACGGACUUCGGCGGCCGAUGUCAUCACGCACUUCUGGCAUCGGACGCUGCAACGACGCGUGUUAGCUCUAAGGUUCGACGCGAACGAUCUUGAGCAUCGUAGUAAAGCGCAGACUGUGGCUACGAGUGCCGCCGUGUGUCUACUGAGGAGGGCGCUCGAGAGACGUAGAUCACAGAGGUAUAUUCAAAGAAGAAUAGACGGUUCGAGAGCUUUGCGGGAGGUUGAGAAACGAAGACAACGUCGUAAUGAUGCCGUGGCAUUGAUCUCCAAGAACUAUCGGAGGCACUGGGACCGGAAACACACGUAUUUGCGACUCGUAGCCUACAUUCAACGGAGGAAUGUGAAGAAACGCCAUGCGAAGCGCGAUCGCAUGUCGCGGCUCGUCGCGAAGCACUGGUUCGCGAUGAAGUGGCGGUACAACCAGCCCCUGAGAAUAAUUGCGAGGCGACGCGUGGAGAACAACGAACGAAUGUGUGCGGAGGUCGUCGAGCAGGUGCGUCGCGACGACGCGGCUCUCGUGUUCCGACGAGCGAUCCGACGCUGGCUCGACUGGAAAUAUCUGUGUAGACGCUUCGACGCGCAGCGCGAGAGACUUGACUUGGAGGAGACGUUACGAGAACGCUUAGAGAGUGCGGAGUGCAUCCAGCGGAACUGGUUGGCUUAUCUGGAGAGAUGCGCCGAGCGGGCUCGAGUCCUAGCUCUCAGGGACCGGGACGCGCGACGCGAAGAACUAGAACUGCAGGAAGACGCGGCCUUUCAAAUACAACGAUGUGUGCAAUGUUAUCUAUUUAACAGAUUGCUCGAGCUACGGUUCCAGGCCGCCGCCCAGAGGUUAGACGCCGAGAGAGAACAAAGACGCAGAGUCGAGGCGGCUAGACACGAGCGGCGAGACGCGGAGAAGGCCCAGGAGCUCGCCGAACAAGCGUUAAAACAGGUCGAGCUGAGUAGCUGGAAGAUGGGCGCCGACGAGGAGGGCACGAACUACUACUACAACUGGGUCACGGGCGAGUCGAGCUACGAGAAGCCGGAGGGCUGGUACCCGCCGGCCGAGGAGGUUUGGUUGCGGCGUCCCGUACUCGCCUCCAUCUCACUUCCAUGAGAGUGGUCUCGUUUUCGAGUUCGAGGCCGUUCGGACCGCGUCGAGCGACCGCGAUGCCCGAAGCGGCUCAAAUUCGGACCAGAGACCACCCAUCGCCUUCUCUGAUGGACACGACGCGCGUCGACCGUCGAACGACCGCGAUGCGCCGCGCAGGUCUGGAUCAAGCAGACCGACGCGAAAGGGAACGUCUACUACUUCAACCAAGAUACCCUAGAAAGCGCCUGGUUCCCGCCCUGCAUGGUUUGUAUGAGAUUGGAGGCGAAGAAGGUCUGUUUCUCGUGUCCCGAUGCUGGAGUAGAUGGGUUGUUUUACUGCAACGAGUGCUUCGAGAAGGUCAGUGACUCAGCGUGGUUUCCUUCCAUUUCUCAACUUGAACUCGCGUCGAUGGCGUCCUCGCGACGCCACGAUGGCGUCGUCAUGAUCACACGAGAGCCUGCGCGUCGCGUGAGCGAGCUCUGACGGUAUCGAUCCACGCAGGCCCACGACGAAGACGCUGUUAAUGAACAUAAUUGGCGGGGCGCGGACCAAGAUAAAGAGGAGCUGAAAUCAGGCGAGAAGCAUUGUCUCGUGUGCGGCAAGGCCAAGGCGUCAGUGGUGUGCAAGGUCUGCCGGGACGAAUAUUGCGACAAGUGCUUCGCCGAGACGCAUAGCCACGGCCAGCUCAAGGAACACCCGACGAUACCCUACCUCGAAGCAAAACAGGGCUGGCAGAAGAUGGUCGGCCGCGUGGCCGGCGAGCAGACGUACUACUACAACGUGAGUACGGGCGAGACGCGCUACGACAAGCCCGAGGAGUUUAUGUUGGAGGACGAAUUAAGGGAGCACCACAACUUCCUGAAGUUCCAGCUGGCGGCCGAGACGCAUGCGAAGAAAGUGGGGGAGCUCCAGGUGCGCUCGCGGCGUCCGAAUGCACUCGAAAUCACAUCUGGUGGACCCGACGCGCGUCGACCGAACCGCGACGCGCCGCGCAGGUCGAGGUCGAGCGGCUCCAGUACGAAAAGGACACCACUAUGUACAACCUGUCCAAAGCCAAGACCAAGGACCAGGAGGAGCUUGAAGAAUUAAGACGGUUGCUCAUGGAGGACCAGUCGAAGCUGGGCUUCAUGGGGAAAUACGGGAAGCUGCUCGCGAACCCCUACGGCUACUGGAGGGAGCAGCGCGAUCGUAGGUUGCAGAAGCGCAAGAUGUACCGGAAGAUGCUUUUACUUAAUAAACGUGAAAGAGAAGCGGCGUUCCACGACAAGGAUACGGUCUUCGCGCCGUCCGAGGAGAAGGUCGAGAGGAAUAGCAAAGGUCUGGCGGUCGUGGACAACCUCGAGUAUAAGAAGUAGCAUUGUGAA